Messenger RNA from Myripristis murdjan (pinecone soldierfish), 2100 nucleotides. RefSeq names its product K(lysine) acetyltransferase 5b (gene kat5b). Gene Ontology annotation, molecular function: histone H4K16 acetyltransferase activity. The coding region runs from base 262 to 1899 and encodes 545 amino acids. Gene Ontology annotation, biological process: regulation of DNA-templated transcription; double-strand break repair via homologous recombination. The record is from RefSeq and is a predicted model, not a curated record. Lineage: Eukaryota; Metazoa; Chordata; Actinopteri; Holocentriformes; Holocentridae. The transcript has 15 exons. Gene Ontology annotation, cellular component: NuA4 histone acetyltransferase complex.
UAAUCGGGUGCCAUCUUAUUUGCUCUUAGCAGUUUGCAGUCUUGAUGCAGUUGUCUUUCAACUCAAACAAAGUCGUCCUUUAUUAUUUUUGACUGAACGGUAAUCACAGACUCUCACAACCACUUCCGUGUCGAAGUCCCUCUCUUCCUUUGCGGCUGACAGACGUCGUACGUUUGCACGGAGUUUUUCUUAUCUUGUCGCUUAUUGUCUCUUUGGUGUGGACCGGCAUUUUCCCACAACACCCUGCUUCUGCUCUCACAGAUGACGAAAAUGGCGGAUAACGCAACAUUGGUUGACGUCGUUGAGGGCUGUCGCCUCCCCGUUCUUCGCAAAAACCAAGAAAACGAAGACGAAUGGCCAUUGGCUGAAAUCCUAAGUGUGAAGGAAAUCCCUGGCAGAAAGCUUUACUAUGUUCACUACAUUGACUUCAACAAGCGUCUGGAUGAGUGGGUCACACCAGAUAGGCUGGACAUGAAGAAGCUCCAGUUCCCCAAGAAAGAAGCUAAAACGCCAACCAAAAAUGGGCUUCCAGGGUCCCGUCCCAGUUCUCCAGAGAGAGAAGUGAGGAAGAGUCUAGAUCUCAACCUACAAACUGCCACAGCUCCUUCCAGAGGCAAAACCCUCCCCACACCGAAGCGGAAAGCAGAGUCUGUCUCCCUGGCACCUCAGGCAUCCCCGGUCACUUCGGUGCCUUCGCUGCCAGGUUCAGCUGAAGCCUCUCAGGCGUCUGUCUACCCGGCUGUGAGGGACAGCAGCAGCUUCAACCCCAAGUCCCGCGACGACCACGACCAGCUCUCCUCUCUGACCACGAAUGGCACUGCCCGGCGACUCAUGGCCUCACAGCCAGGGAGGAAGAGGAAGGCCAACUGUGGGGGCACUGAUGAGACGAUAAAGGUUUUGCAGUAUAACAACCAUCGAAGUGCCAGUGUCUUUCUUCCACCACAAGAAGAUUCCCAGGACAGUUCUGAUGGCAUCCCCUCUGCUCCACGCAUGACUGGCAGUCUGGUGUCCGACCGUAGCCAUGAUGACAUAGUCACCCGAAUGAAAAACAUAGACUGUAUAGAACUGGGCCGUCACAGACUGAAGCCGUGGUACUUCUCGCCGUACCCGCAGGAACUCACCACGUUACCUGUCCUCUACCUCUGUGAAUUCUGCCUCAAGUACCUAAAAAGCCUCAAAUGUCUGCAGAGGCAUCUGACAAAAUGUAAUCUUCGGCAUCCCCCAGGCAAUGAGAUCUAUCGCAAAGGCACCAUCUCAUUCUUUGAGAUUGACGGCAGGAAAAACAAAACGUAUUCCCAGAACCUCUGUUUACUGGCCAAGUGCUUCCUGGACCACAAAACAUUGUAUUACGACACAGACCCCUUCCUCUUCUAUGUAAUGACAGAGUACGACUCCAAGGGCUUCCACAUAGUGGGCUACUUCUCCAAGGAAAAAGAGUCGACAGAAGAUUAUAACGUGGCCUGCAUCCUCACCUUGCCUCCCUACCAGCGCAGAGGCUACGGCAAGCUCCUUAUUGAGUUCAGUUAUGAGCUCUCUAAGGUUGAAGGGAAGACAGGCACUCCUGAGAAGCCACUUUCUGACCUUGGUCUUCUGUCCUAUCGCUCCUACUGGUCCCAGACCAUCUUAGAAAUUCUCAUGGACCUGAAGCCUGACAACGGGGAGAGGCCCCAGAUUACCAUCAAUGAGAUCAGUGAGAUCACCAGUGUGAAGAAAGAGGAUGUCAUUUCAACACUGCAAUACCUCAACCUCAUCAACUAUUACAAGGGUCAGUAUAUCCUGACUCUUUCAGAGGACAUUGUGGAUGGACAUGAAAGAGCAAUGCAGAAGAGACACUUGCGCAUAGAUCCAAAAUGCCUUCACUUCACCCCCAAGGACUGGAGCAAAAGGGGCAAGUGGUAGAGUCCCCCACCUCCCCCCUCCCACUGAUAGCAGACUUUACUGAAGUCAUCAGAUAAAGCUUUUUGUUGAGUUGUGGAACCUCUAUACAGAAACCUUUUUGAACCCAAAACCCUUUUUGUUGAAGGUAUAAACAGUGAGCGGAAGUUGACAUUCAGGAUGCGUAUGCUUUUAUUGUAAAUAAAAGACCUGCUGGUUAACAGA